AUGGAUGAAAUAAAGGAGAAAACUCGAGAAGAAAUUCUGAGUGAGAAAACCGAUAGAGAAAUAUUCAUUAUUGGGUGCAGAAUGGAGAAAAUGCAGGAAGAGUAUGAAAAUGUUGUAAGAAAUAAAAGAUGGGACAAGAAGCGAGAGUGUUAUGUCAACAAAGAUGGUGAACUUGUUGUCCACAGGAGUGACAUAGUUCAUGAUGAUGUUCUUUUAGUAAUUCCUCUAUCCGGCGAGUAUUACUCAAGUGUUGAAAAAGACAAAACCUACAAGAAAAGGCUAGAUAAAAUCAUCAGAGAUGCUAUGACAUCAAGUCUGAGGAAGAGAGAUGAAGAAAGAAUGAAGAAAAAUGUUGAGUGUAUGGUGAACGAUUUGAAGAAAGUUGCUGAAAAGGUUAAAACCGAAGUUGUUAAAGAAGAAGAUGUGAAGAUUUCUGAAGAUGUGAAAGAAACUGUUACUGAAGAAGAGAAGGUUGAGAAAGUUGUUAACAAAGAACAGCAGUUUGAUGAGAUGAAGAAGAAAGAAGAAAAAGAAGAAGUGAAGAUAGAGAAGUUGAAUGCUGAUGUUGGAGAUGAUGCUGGUGAUGAAAAGAAGAAAGAUGCUGAUCAGACUGAAACAACAAAGAAUGCCGAGGUGCCAAUCACUGAGGUUCGAAGCUCCAGAGGCCGUACUAAAUUGAAGAAGAUUUUAAAAUCCCAUAGUUGGAAUUUGAUGGGUAUUGGAACUGAGGUGAUGAAAGAUCGGAAAGAGAAAGGAUUUAUGGAUGGGUUUGAAGUCGGUAUUGGAACUGAGGUGAUGAAAGAUCUAAAAGAGAAGGGAUUUUAG
Helianthus annuus (common sunflower) is the source of this 825-nucleotide messenger RNA. RefSeq lists its product as uncharacterized. The record is from RefSeq and is a predicted model, not a curated record. The transcript is spliced from 2 exons. The coding region runs from base 1 to 825 and encodes 274 amino acids. NCBI's taxonomy places the organism in Eukaryota, Viridiplantae, Streptophyta, Magnoliopsida, Asterales, Asteraceae.